Coniophora puteana RWD-64-598 SS2 is the source of this 1443-nucleotide messenger RNA. RefSeq lists its product as uncharacterized. Lineage: Eukaryota; Fungi; Basidiomycota; Agaricomycetes; Boletales; Coniophoraceae. The transcript has 5 exons. The record is from RefSeq and is a predicted model, not a curated record. The coding region runs from base 1 to 1443 and encodes 480 amino acids.
AUGGCACACCAACUCCCCGCCGUCCCUAUCGUUACGAUGCCGCCAUGGGCGCAGGAACUCGAGAUCGCAUGGCCAGUCGCGUUCACGAUCGAGUUCGCGAAGAUGUUCCUCGGCAUCUCCGAGCUGCGCCUGCAAACGGCGCUCCGCCACGAAGACGAGUUGCCGACUCAGUACUUUGAAGGAGGGAUGCGCGCCGAAUUCGACGACGUCAAAGGCGUACUUGUGCCGUUGUGGGCGGCGCUCCGCCACAUCAUCUCUCUACCCCCCUUCCUUGCCCUCAUCGCCGACUCGCGGGGCAUCGGCGCCGCGCUUGAUCGGCUCCGCGCCGAUCCGGCCCUGAAGACCACGUGCCUCGAAUGGCAACCGGAGACGCCCGUUGCCGACAUGGGUGGCGACGAGUGGUGGCACGACUGCCUUGUCCCCCCACCUCCCUCCCCUCUUCCUGCAAUCGCAGAGGUUUCGGCGUCCGCCCCCCCUCGAUUCCGCCGCUCCUCCCGUGUCGCCGCCGUCAUCACCGCCAGAGACGCGUCGCCUCCCCCUGCGCGAGCACCGACACCGCCCCCAUUCAUCGCGUGUUCCGCCGUCCGCGUGUUCGCUCCCCAGGCCGCAGGUUUCUACCCGUCCACCGUGCCGAAGGCGAAAACCCUCCUCAAGUUUGACGCAGUGGUGAUCACUGAUUCUAAAACGAAAUUGUUCGUGAUGUCGGCCAAGCGACCUGCCACCAGCGCGCCGACUGACGAGCCUGCGCCGAAGAGAUCGCGCACAGGAGCCGCGACAGGGAAGGGGAAGGGGAAGGGGAAGGGGACGGGGACUGGGAAAGGCAAGGGGAAGGGUAAAGCCAGCACGGCGAAAAAGACGAAGGGCCCACCUAAGGCACGCGCCCCACGCCGACCGACGAUCGCGCAAACGAUCCCCGACCACCUGGCGACCCGCAUGUCCUCCCCUUGUACGAGGUGCGGCCCCAGGGGCUUUGUGUGCCUUCGCGCCAACGGUAAGGCCUGCAAGCGGUGCGCCAACAGCAAGAAACCGUGCAGCCUCGACCACGAGAAGAAAGCAACAAGAAAGAAGACGCAAGGACUUCCUGAACAUCAGUACAAGAAGAAGUCCACAACGUCAUCGGCGGCGCAGACCUCGUCAGGCGGUACCGAAGUCCUGGGCAAGCGCACAGUCACCAAGGCAAAGUCCCGCCCAUAUGUACCUGUUUUCACUGACGAUGAGGAGGAUGGCGAGGAGUGGGUGAGAGCCAGCGCCGCCGACGUGGACGAAGAGGCGAAGGCAGACGAAGAAGAUCAAGACGACGCCGACGUUCAGGGUGGCGAUGAGACAGUUGACGCCGCAUCCAUUGCUCGAGGCGACGUCGGCGCUAGGAGGCUGAUGGCAGAGGCUGACAUUGCCAGUCAGAUUGCACUGGCCUAUGUCAGUUUCAUGGCAUCACUGACAUAG